AUGGCAAUCCAAAAUAGGUUUUGGAAAUUAUAUUGGAUAGGCAUCACUAUUUUAGUGAUGCUAGCACAUCAUUUAGUAGUAUCACACGAAAACAUUCAGCUUUCAAACCAACUCUUUAAAUCUGAUAAUGGUAGUCCUCUAUUUUCAAAUUCGAAAUCAAUUAUAUUUAGUGGAAAAAGUUUCCAAAGUAUUUCAAUGAUGCAAGAGCAAUCUUUUGAUAGAUCAGAGUUUAAUGGUAUUUCUUUCAAAACAACUCCUGAUAGAGAAGAAUCAAGAAAUCCAUCCAUAAGUAUAAGUUUUUUAAAAUCAGAUCUUUCACUUGGCCCAUCGAUGGAAUUGGUUUCCAAGAGUGAGCCAGAGUUUGCCGCCACCGGUAACAGAGAGCUUCCCUUGAGAUGGGUUACUGCCUUUGUUCCAUUCCCAAAUGACGGUCAGCAAUACCACGGUAUCCGUAUUGCCAGCAGACGUGCCGACACCGAAGGAAAUGUCCUUUUCGACCAGUUCGAGUUGGUUCGCUCUGACAAUGACAUCUCAGUGAAGAACGAUUAUCCACUUCAGACUCGCGGUAUUCACAAGAAUCAAGUUCCAUCGAGCGCACUCCUCUACUGUGAUGUAUCAUACACCUGUGUUGCACCGAUUGCCGAUCCAGAGCUCGGUGGAACUUUCGGAGGUCACGCCUGUUACAUUGGUGAGCAACUCCAAUCACUCGACAACCAACGUAUGUGGAAUUUCGUUAAUAACGCCGCCAAUCUCCGUGUUCUCGCUAACGGAAAUCUCUUGUUGACUGGUAAUCUCUUCCCAUUGGAGGAUGGUGCCAACAGUUGCCACACAUGGGCUGUCAACAUUGAGUUUGCUGCCACUCUUCCAGGUGAAGAGAUCCGUAAGGAGUUGGACAGCCACGCUUACUAUCCAAAGGGUCCAAUCGAUGUCAGAUCAUGGAGAUUCUACACUCCAUUGCCAUCAAACUCCUACUGGAUAGGUACCGGUUGCAACCAAGGCAGAAAGAUAUCGUUCGUCGGUGGAAUGGAUGAAAUGCCAAUGCAAAUCGGUAUUGGUGCCAACGGAAAGAAUGGAAAUCUUGGAUUUGCUGUUUGGCUUUCAUUCAUUGAAAAUGGUCAAGUCUAUCGCAUUCCACUUGAUAUCAAUAUGGAUUGUCAUCAAAACGGUGGUCAAACAUCGGCCACUUCCGCUACCUCUGCAACUUCCGCUACCUCCGCUUCCUCUUCUUCAGGAUCACCAACUACUGGUACUGGUCAUUGCAAAAACGAUGCUCAAUGUGGUUGGGGAUACUGGUGUGACCAAUCCAGCUGGCAAUGCAAACCAUGGUCAUCAUCCAGUCAAUCAACAGGCCAAACUUCAACCUCUGGCAGUCCAACCACUGGAGCCGGUGGAUGCAGACAAGAUAGCGACUGUGGAUGGGGUAAAUGGUGUGAACAAUCCAGUGGACAAUGCAAGCCAUGGUCAUCCACUAGCCAAUCUACAGGUCAAACCGCAACCUCUGGUAAUCCAACCACUGGUGGUGUGUGUCAAAACGAUGCUCAAUGUGGAUGGGGUAAAUGGUGUGAUGAAUCCGUUGGUCAAUGCAAGCCAUGGUCAUCAUCUAGUCAAUCAACCGGUCAAACCGCAACCUCUGGUAACCCAACCACUGGCGGUGCAUGUCAAAACGAUGCUCAAUGUGGAUGGGGAUACUGGUGCGAUGAAACUGUUAGACAAUGUAGACCAUGGUCAACUUCAAACAACCCAACUUCAAACAACCCAACUUCAUAUAACCCAACUUCAAACAACCCAACAACUGUAGCACCAUCAACAUUAUCAACUGGAUGUCAAUGUGGUGAAAACAUGUUCUGUCCACCAAAUUACUAUUGUGCAUUGAUUGGUGAUGUUCCAUCUUGUGUUCCAUUCGGAACUUCUGGUGGACCAACCACUGGUCCAUCCCCAACCACCGGUCAACAAUGUGGAAACCACCAAUGUCCACAUGGAUAUAGUUGCGUCAAACUCAAUGGUGUCGAUACUUGUGUACCAGGUGGUCCAACCUCUGGUACCCCAACAAGUGUUCCAACCACUGGUCAACAAUGUGGAAACUAUCAAUGUCCAUCUGGAUUCUCAUGUGCCAAUUUGAAUGGAGUGUUAACAUGUGUACCAGGCGGUCCAACCUCUGGUAAUCCAACUUCUGGUUUCCCAACAUCAGGCACCCCAACACCAUGUGGUCAAUACAUGUGUCCAGGCGGAUUUAGUUGUGCAAACCUCAACGGAGUGUUAACUUGUGUACCAGGUGGUCCAACCUCUGGAACUCCAACAAGUGUUCCAACCACUGGUCAACAAUGUGGAAACUAUCAAUGUCCAAUUGGAUACUCAUGUGCCAAUUUGAAUGGAGUAUUAACCUGUGUACCAGGCGGUCCAACAUCCAGUGUUCCAACAUCUGGUUUCCCAACAUCAGGUACCCCAACACCAUGUGGUAGAUACAUGUGUCCAGCUGGAUUCACUUGUUCCAACAUCAAUGGAGUGCUAACUUGUGUACCGAUUGGUCCAACCUCUGGUUUCCCAACAUCAGGUACCCCAACACCAUGCGGUAGAUCCAUGUGUCAAGUAGGAUUCACCUGUGUCAAUAUCAAUGGAGUUCCAACAUGUGUACCAAUUGGUCCAACCUCUGGCAACCCAACUGUAUAUCCAACUUCCGGUAAUCCACCAACCAGAUGCGGUCAAUACUAUUGUCCAAUUGGCCAUCAAUGUCUUAAACUCAAUGGAGUUGACACAUGUAUUCCAACAAAUCCAAAUACUAUCACAACUGCCUAUCCAUUAACAACUUCCGGAUUGCAAACUACUCAUUCUUCACUCGGUCCAAAUUCAAUUACCACUCAAAACUCUUUGAUUGGACAAAACUCCUUGAGUACAGGUCAACAUACUAUAACUGGUCCAUACACAGUCACUGGUCCACAUUCUAUCACUGGUUACUACACUAAUACCAAUCCACCAACCGGUCCACAUUCCAUCACUGGUUACCAGACUCUAUCCACCAUGUUCCAAACGAUCACUGGUCCACAUUCCAUCACUGGUUUCACCACUGCACCACCAUGUACCGAUUAUACAACAGUAGCUAGAUUCUGUGUCAUGUUUUGGAAUGACACUAUCAGCCCGGAGGGUGCUUACCAACCGGAAUUAGGAGAAAACGUUGGUCCAUCCAAUGUUGUCAUUAGCAUUUUCAACCAAGAUGGUUCAAACGUUAUCGAUGUCAAUGGAAAUCAAGUUGCACAAAAACUCACCAACUCCCAAGGACCAGUUUGCUUUGAGAAUCUAAAGACCGGUGACUACUACCUCAUCUACAGUAAUCUUCUCACUGGAUACUCCUACACCAAGACCGUCGGUAUGGCUCCAACAUCAGAGAGUUUCGCUUAUUCCAAUGGAACAUCACCAAUCAUCCAUUUGACAGGACCAAAAGGAAAGGCCAGUAUUCAAUACACUAGUGAUUGUAAGAUAUUGGUUGAUGCCGGUGUCCUCCGUGUUGGUGUCAUCCUUGGAUCCGAUCCAACCGUUCCAACCACAUCGUUCGGUCAUGUUGUCUACGUUGACAAUGACAAAAAUGGAAAAUUCGAUCCAACUAUUGACACUCCAGUUCAAGAUUCCAUCGUCACAUUGUUUAACGACGAUUGUAAAACACCUGCUACCGAUGCAUUUGGUAAACUAGUUGCGCCAGUCGUAACCAACCAGAAAGGAGAAUACUUCUUUGAUAAUCUUGCGACAGCAAGCUAUUGUGUUGGUGUUACAAACACACCAACCAAUUUGACACAUGGACCAAGCACUGGUGGACCAUCAAUCGAUCCAUCUAAAAAUACUACCGGUCCAUUCCAAGUCGGUCCAGAAUUUCCAGGUUUCGUUGAGAACAACGGUAUCCACCCAGUCAAUAGCACCACGAUCAAUCCAGAUAUCAACUUCCCAUUGAUUCCAAAGCAAACUCCACCAGACACUUUCUCACUCGGUUAUUUCAUAUUCGAAGACAAGAACAACGAUGGUUUGCCAAACGAAAAUGACCCUCCAGUUCCAGGUGUAACUGUUUCGCUCACUCAAAAAGAUUGUGAAACUCCCGCCACCCACGCGAAUGGAACCCCAAUUCCACCGACUAUUACAGACGCCAAUGGUUUCUAUUCUUUCAACGGAUUCCCAGCAGGAGAAUACUGUGUCAGACUCUCAACUAUCCCACCACAACUAUCACAUGGAAAUUCCACUGGAAUUGCCACAAUCCAACCUAGUACUGAUUAUACCUAUCCAUUCAUUGUUGGUCCAGGACAGAAUGGGUUCGUUCCAAACAAUGCAAUUAUCUCUACUCUUAACGGAACCUAUUCCAAUCCAAAUUUCAACUUCCCUCUCGUUAGCACUAGUAAGUUAACUUAUGCCAUUGGUGAUACUGUCUGGUACGAUCAAAAUCAAAACGGUAUUCAAGAUCGCGGUGAAGUCGGUAUUCCAAAUGUUCCAAUUUCUCUAUUCGAUUCCAAUGGUAAUCCAGCUGUCGACUCUCAAGGUAAUAGAUUCCCACCAGUCAUCACUGAUGCCAAUGGUCAUUAUAUCUUUGAUUUGAUUCCAUCGGGUGACUAUUCCAUUCAUUUCGGUUACCCAGAUGGAUUCAAUGUCACCAUUGACUUGAAGUUGGUCAACAAAUUCACACCAGUCUAUGAAAUCAAUGAUUCCGAUCCUGGAAUGAUUCCAGUCGAUAAGAAUAAAUUCCCAACAAUCAAAGCCGAUAUGAUUAAUCCAGAUUAUGAUCUACCAUUGUACCGUCCAUCGUAUGCACUCGGUAGAUUGGCAUGGAUCGAUGCCAACCAAGAUGGUUUUGCACAGCCAGAUGAACCAAGAAUUCCAGGUGCCAGUGCUAUUCUCUGGUCGUCAGACGGUAACGCUAUCAGAGAUAUCUUUGGUCGUAUUGUCCAAUCACAAAUAACCGAUCUCAACGGUCUUUACUUCUAUGAUCUCUUGCCACCAGGCGGUUACAUCAUAUCUAUCACCUUGGCACAAGGUAUUGUACUCAAUCGUACUGUCCAAACACUUGGAUUCCAACCAGAAGCAUCACUAGCCAACCAAAUCACUGGAACAACUCCUGAAAUGAGAUUCCCAGCUCUCGCCAGUCCUACACCAUCCAAUCUCGGUAGAACUCUUAUCUCUCAACAAGGUUUCUUUGAUGCCAAUGCAGGUUUUAUCACUACCGACUCCUAUUCAGUUGGUGAUUUCAUUUGGUAUGACCAGAACAACAAUGGUUUGAUUGAUGCAGGAGAACCAGGUGUAGCUGGUGUUGUCGCUAAAAUCUAUGGUGUCAACAGAACAUCUCCGAUUGACAUAAACGGACAACCAGUCAAAGACCAAGUUACCGAUUCCAAUGGAUACUAUCUAUUCACAGGUCUAUACCCUGGGCUCUACAGAAUUGAAUUCAGCAAUCUGCCAGAUGGCUACUCAUGGACUAAACCAUUUGCAGCCGCCGGACAACUCAAUGAAGUCGACUCUCGUGUCAUUCCGACAUCCAACUCUACCAACUUCUUUGCACUGGCAACAAUCAAUCCUGAAGUCAGACUUGUCUCACCAUUGGAUAAAUCACCAGAUAAAUACAUCAAUCCCUUCCAAGAUGCUGGUAUCAUUCAAGGUAAAGUUCAAAGUGAGAUCUAUGCAGUCGGUCGUUAUGUAUGGUUCGACCCAGAUGAAUCUGCAACUCGUGAACCCAAUGAACUUGGAGCACCAGGUGUCGUCGCCAGACUACUCAAUUUCAAUGGAUUUCCAGCACUCGAUGUCAAUGGUAACUCCGUACCUAACGCAGUCACUGACCAAAAUGGUUACUAUGUAUUUGAUAACCUUCCACCAGGUCGUUACAUCGUUACCUUCCAAAACCUUCCACUAGGUUAUGUAUUUGAAGACAAAACCAGACCAGAUCCAACAACUCGUACCACUCCAAUCUUUUCACUCGAUGAAAACACCCCAACCUACGACGGUCAAGAUCCACCAGGUCUUGUCGCAACCCGUAUCGAUCGUGAACAAAACGGUGGUCUCAGACAAGCCACUCCUCUUGGUUUCGGUGACUUUGUAUUCUAUACGAACGAUCAAGGUCAACAAAUUGGUGUACCCAAUGUAACUGUUAUGCUUACUAACCUCAACGGAAGUCCAGUCAUCGAUAUUUCUGGUCGUCCACUUCAACCAACCACAACAAAUGCACGUGGUUUCUACAACUUUGAGAAUCUCCAAAGAGGUGACUACUUGGUGCGUUGGAUCAACAUUCCACCUGGAUUCACCUACAAGGAUCCAGAGAACGGUGAGAGACGUUUCAGACUAGCAAGAGACACUCCAACCAUUCGUCCAACUACCCCAAAUGAUAAUGCUCCUCUCUCAAUCUUCUUUGACCCAACAAUCGAUCAAGAGUUAGAACCACCAAGAUCCUAUGCCAUCGGUGACUACACUUGGUACGAUGCCAACUCCAACGGUAUCCAAGACCCAGGCGAACAACCAGCAUCAGGUGUCACAGUUAAAUUGGUUAACCCACAAUUCCAACCAGUUUUGAGUUCAUUUGGUCAGAUUGUAAAGGAUGUCAUAACAGACAAUAACGGUCACUACUAUUUCGAUCAAAUCCCUCCAGGACAAUACUAUGUCCAAUUUGGAAACAUCACUGGAUUCCGUUUCACCAUUCCAUUCAAUGGUCAAGCCGGUCUCAAUUCAGUAGCAACCAUCAACGGUCUAACAACUCUUAUCAGUCUUAAUCCAAAUACUCCAAACCUUAUCCAACCAAAUGUACCAGGAAUGCAAGCUGUACUCUAUCUUCCAACGAUAGAUGCCGGUUAUGUAGCCAACACAGUACCAACUUCCUCGUUUGCUGUUGGUCACCUCGUAUGGUUCGAUCGUAACGACGAUGGUGUCUACAACGGAAAUGGUGGUGGCGAUCUACCAGUACCAAAUGUCAGAGUUGAACUCUCCUACCCAGGUGGAGGAACUGCUCCAGAUGUCAAUGGUAACCCAAUCAACGCUGUCUACACCGAUGCCAACGGUCUCUACUACAUUGACAACAUUCCACCUGGAACCUACCAAAUUUCAUUCUCUAACAUUCCAAUGAAUCUUAUGAUUGGUAACAAGACUGCUGCUGACUCUUCCUCUGGUGUCACCCAGCCAUUCACACUUUCAUCAACAGCUCCACAAAUUCGUGCAUCUGUUCCAGCCGACGGUGUCAAAGCUCCAUUCAUCGACGACACUGAAAACGCUGCUCUCAUCCCAUUGGUACAAAUGGCAGUAGGUAACUACAUCUGGUACGAUAUCAACUCCAACGGUCUCCAAGACCCAGGAGAACCACCAGUAUCCGGUGCCACGGUUGUCCUCCUCGACGCUAGUAGCAACUUCUACGACCAAACCAUAAGCAACCUCACUGGUUACUAUUACAUCGAUGCAGUUCGUCCUGGUGUCUAUGAUAUCAUGAUUUCCUCACCAAUUACUGUACUUCGUGAGACACUGUUCGAAGCAGGUAACGGAUCCAACGAUAAUAAAGUAAGAAAUGGAUUGAUUAGCAAUAUUCUUUUAGCUCCAUAUGCUGGUCGUGCACGUGCCAUUAAUGCAGGUCUCGGUGAUCCACCCACCCUCAAUGCAACAAUGAUUGACGAUACUGAAGAUGCAGGUUAUCUCACUCCACCAUUGUACGCUGUCGGUGACUACGUAUGGUACGACACCAACAGAAACGGUAUGCAAGAUCAAGGAGAACUUCCAGUACCAGGUGUAACCGUCGAACUCCAUUUCCUCACAACCGUACUCGGUCAACCAAAUAACAAUAUGCUAGGACAACCAGCUGUUGCUGUCACUGAUCAAAACGGUAAUUACUGGAUCGACAACAUCUUACCAGGUUCCUACAUUGUCGUAUUCAAAAACAUUCCAGCCAACUAUAGUUUCGGUCCACUCGGAGGAAAUAAUGUUGCCAAUCAACAAGGUUACUCCAACUCUUUCAAUCUCACCAAUACCAAUCCAGCAAUCUCCAUCGUCAAUCAAAAUAUCGACAAGGGUGUUGUCAAUGCCACCUAUAUCCUCAGAACCAUCGAUGCCGGUCUUGUCAAUCCACCACUCAACACCACAAUCAAUGCUGUAUCUGGUUUCGUCUACUAUGAUAACAAUAAGAACGGUGCUAAAGACGCUGGUGAACAACCUGUUGCCAACGUCAAUGUGAUGCUGACUGAUGCCAAUAACAAUACUGUUGUCGGAUCAAACGGUAUUGUAAUUCAACCGGCUAUUACCGAUGGCAGUGGUUACUAUUCAUUCGAUGAUCUACCAUAUGGUACUUACACACUCAACUUUAAUGGUGUACCAGCUGGAUACGUCUACUUCCAACCAUCACCUGUCACCCCAACUCAAUCAGUCAUCAACAACGUUAAUAUCGGUGAGAAUGCCCAACUCGCCAACGUUGAUCCUUCCAUUGACCAUGGUAUUACCAAUGCUCAAAAGAUUCUCCGAGAUCAAAAUCGUGGUGUCGUUCCAACUAAUAGAUUCGCAGUUGGUGAUCAAGUUGUCUAUAACAAUCAUGGUGUCACCGCUAUCACCUAUCAAGGAGAGGGUAUCACUGUCACUCUUACCGAAGACGGUCUCCCCGCAUUCGAUGUACUUGGUAACCCAGUUCAACCGAAAACAACCAAUGCUACUGGCUAUUACUACUUUGAUAAUCUACCAGCUGGUGACAACUAUGUCGUUACUUUCAGUAACCUCGGAAGUCAAUUCAUCUAUGAAACCUACCGUACUGCCUCUCUUGCCAACAUGAGAUUGAGAACCUUCUCAAUUCCAUUCUCACUUGACACCACAAACAGUCCAGCUGUCAACACAGCUGCCUAUCCUGGAAUCAAUGCUAACUUCAUGAGAACCGAUAUCGAUGCCAUAGUAUCACCAUUGGUACUAGCCAUUGGUGACUUCACCUUCUUGGACGCACCAGGUGGUUUGAUGGGUGUUCAGAUUCCAUAUGUACCCAAGAGUGGCAUUGAAGUAAGAUUAUUUGAUGGCACAAUGCAACCCGCUAAAGAUAUGACAGGUGCACCAGUUCAAAGCACCGUCACAGAUACAAAUGGAAGAUAUAUUUUCACUGGUUUGUUACCAGGAAGCUACAUUGUCAACUUUUCAUUACCAAGUGGAUUCACUUUCACUACACAAAAUGUUGGAACCGAUAGAACCAUUGAUUCCAAUGUCAAUCCUGCCACUGGUAACACUGAUGUCAUUACCCUCGAUAUCAACGAUCCACUAAUGACCGUCAAUCCAAAUUUAUUAACUCGUGAUCGAUAUCUCGCUGUGGAUAAUACCAUUGAUGCCGGUUACGUGGAGAACGCACCAACCGGUUUCAUCUCUGGUAUUUCAUUCCACGAUUACAAUGCAGACGGUCUCCUCAAUGGUCUCGAUACUGUCUUCCCGAACAUCACAGUUGCUUUGUACGAUGGCGACACUGUACUUCGUACAGUACAAACUGACGAUCAAGGUGCCUACUUCUUUGGAAAUCUCACUGAAGGCAAACAAUACCAAGUCAUUUUCUACAACUACCCAAGUCCGUAUCAACCAACCAUUCUUGAAGCAAAGUCUGAAGGUUCACUCCUACAAUUCCCAACUGCCUCUAGAACCGAUGUCAACGCCGGUUUUAUCAUUCCAUUCGAAUACUGUCAAGACGAUGUCAAGAUCGGUAUUACCUGUUUCGUUAAGGAUCCACCCGUUUCACCCGGUAAAUUGGCAAGCGAACCAGUCUUUAUUACAUUCCCAUACAAUGCCAAGACCAACACUUCCGGUGACUUUAACGCCAACGUUGACCAGGUUGUUAUGUAUCCAACCAUCAAUACUGUCAGUGGUGUAGCCUUUGAUCGUGCAACUGGUGCAUGGUUCUUGGCAACCUUUUACAAGAUUGGAACCAAAACGAGAGAUAGUGGUGCUAUCUACAGAGUAGAUCCAGCCACCGGAGCAACUACUCCAUAUAUCAAUGUCAACCAAGUGGUAGCAUCAAGUUACAAUCUUGUUGGUUAUCCAAUGGAACCAAACAGCGAGUAUCGUCUCAUGUUUGGUGAUAUCGAUAUUGCUGGUGAUUAUCUCUACGCCACAGUAUUGAAUCAGAGAACCGUCUUACAGAUUCCAUUGAGACAGACACCCACCAAUGCCAAUGUUAAAAUUUUGACACCACCCAAUCCAUGUGAUGUCCAAGGCGAUUGGGCUAUUCAAGGUCUUGGUUACGACGGUAGAAACAUGCACGUCGGUGGUGUUUGUACCGGUCAAGAUUCAGGUGUCUUGGACGAUCUCUGGAUGUACAUCUACAAGAUUGAAGACGACGGAUCAUUCACAUCCACUUUGGAGGCAUCGUUGGUAUACCCAAGAGGUGCUGUCCAAUGUAGAUUGUUCAACGGUAGACCAACUGCAAGCUGUAGAUCGGCACUCUGGAAGACAUGGAGCAGAUACUCUGCCAACGUCAUUCAAUACACACCAAAUCCAAUCGUCUCUGACAUUGUAUUCAUUGGAUACCAAGGUAACAUGGUAAUCGGUCUCAAGGACAGAAAUGCAGAGUUCUCAACUAUUCCAGGUGGUGACCAAUUGUACGCCUGUAAGAAUGACCAAGGUAAAUACAUUCUCGAGAAACAAGGUAACUGUGGUGGUAUGAACGGUGCUCACACCGGUCCAAGUGGUAUUCAAUCCACAGCUGAAGGUCCAGGUUUCGGUGAGUUCUUUGACGACAACUUUGCCAACUCUGCCUGGGCACAUGAUGAAACCGGUUGGGGUCAUAUGGCACAUCUUGCAGGUACCAACGAAGUUGUUGGUAAUGCAUACGAUCUCUAUGAUGUCAACGAAGGUGUCGUUCACCAUUACAGUACAACAAACGGUACCAAGAACUCAUCGUUCCGUAUCAUUAAGAACAUUCCACAAAUGAAUCAAUUCGGUAAAUUGAAUGCCCUCGGUGAUAUGGAUCUCAACUGUCUUAAUCCACCAUCAUACAUCGGUAACUACGUAUGGAACGAUGCCGACAAGAACGGACUUCAAAGCAACAAUGAAGUCGGUGUACCCGAUAUCCCAAUUACUCUACUAAAGGAUGGACAACAAAUAGCUACAACAACAACCAACAGCCUUGGUUACUACUCAUUCAAGGUCGAUCCAAACACCACCUAUACCAUCAGGUUUGGCCCAAUACCAGCUGGAUGGGUAUUCACUGCACCCAACGCUAAGUCCGUACAACCACAAAACCCGUAUAACAUGAACAGUAAGCCAGACGCCAACGGUAAUUACGUAUACACUACUGGUCCAAUUGGUUCUGUAGAACUGAUGGCUGACGCCGGUAUUUAUCAACCAUAA
This is a messenger RNA of Heterostelium album PN500, 11298 nucleotides long. RefSeq names its product colossin B (gene colB). Bases 1 to 11298 code for a protein of 3765 amino acids. The transcript has 2 exons. NCBI's taxonomy places the organism in Eukaryota, Evosea, Eumycetozoa, Acytosteliales, Acytosteliaceae. The record is from RefSeq and is a predicted model, not a curated record.